GAGGAAGAAAAAGAAGGUGAUGAUGGCACGGCAUGGCAUAUCUGCCUGUCUUUCCCAAAAAGCUAACACAGUAUAGCAUACCCCCAUGAUCCUUGUCCUCUGACCACACCUGACUCCCUCUCCCUCUCCCUCUCUCCUCUUUUUUCAUUUCCAUUAUUCCCUUUUUCAUUUAAACCAUUACACACUUUCUUUCUUUCUUCCCCUCACUUCUCUCUCUCUCUCUCUCUCUGUGUAAGUUGAUACAAAAAAAAAAAACAUGAAGAAGCUGGAGAUGGAGCUGAUGGAGCCGCAACUCCAACCACAAGUGGAAGAAAAAGAAGAAGAAGAAGCAGGAACAGCUGCAUUUCCAAGAAAAGCCAGAUCAAAGGGGGGUCUUGUCACCAUGCCAUUCGUCAUAGCGAAUGAGGCAUUGGAGAAGGUGUCAAGCUAUGGGCUUGCGCCCAACAUGAUUCUGUAUUUGAUGAAAAACUAUGGAAUGGGUGUGACCAAAGGCCAAAAUUUGCUCUUCUUCUGGUCCGCCGCCACCAAUUUCUUGCCUUUGCUUGGGGCUUUUCUUGCCGAUUCAUAUCUGGGUCGUUUCCUCACCAUUGCUAUCGGCUCUGUGUUUAGCUUCCUGGGAAUGGUUGUUUUGUGGUUAACUGCAAUGAUUAGGCAGUUAAGGCCUCCAGCAUGCACUCAAUUAGGCCAGCCCUGCAAAACUGCUUCACCAGCACAAUACUUUGUGCUGAUAUCCUCAUUUGUGCUCAUGUCGAUUGGCGCGGGUGGGAUAAGACCAUGUUCUCUAGCAUUUGGGGCAGACCAGUUGGACAAGAAAGAUAAUCCUCAGAAUCAGAGGGUACUAGAGAGUUUCUUUGGUUGGUACUAUGCUUCGGCUGCUAUUUCGGUUGUAAUUGCCCUGACUGGCAUUGUCUACAUUCAAGAUCACUUGGGUUGGAAAGUCGGGUUUGGAGUUCCAGCAAUCCUCAUGUUGGUCUCGGUCGUUCUCUUCAUUGUUGCCUCCCCGUUGUAUGUGAAGCGAAAAAGCGGUAGGAAUUUGUUCGGUAGCUUUGCUCGUGUGCUGGUGGCUGCUUACAAGAAUAGGAAGCUCUCUUACCCAUCUAAGGUUUCUGAUUAUCAUUGUGACAAAGGUUCAGAAUAUAUAGUGCCUAGUGACAAAUUAAGGUUCUUAAACAAAGCGUGCAUCAUCAAGAACCCUGAAGACGUGAAGCCAGAUGGCGUUCCAACGAAUCCCUGGGGUCUAUGCACAGUCGAGCAGGUUGAGGAGCUAAAAGCUCUGAUUAGAGUGAUCCCGUUGUGGUCUACUGGGAUCAUGAUAUCCAUAAACAUAAGCCAGAGUUCGUUCCCUUUACUUCAAGCGAGUUCGAUGAACAGACAUGUCACUAAAAGCUUUCAAAUCCCAGCAGGAUCUUUUGGCAUGUUUACAAUCAUAUCCCUAACAAUAUGGGUAGUCCUCUAUGAUCGCGUGAUCCUUCCAUUGGCCUCAAAGAUCAGAGGAAAACAGGUUCGUCUCAGCACCAAAUCAAGAAUGGGAAUUGGGAUUUUCCUGUCUUCCUUGGGAAUGCUAACCUCGGGGAUCGUGGAGCAUGUUCGACGAGGAAAAGCAAUCCAGCAAGGGUUCUUGAACAACCCUCAAGCCGUGGUGGAGAUGUCAGCAAUGUGGCUCGUGCCACAACACUGCCUGAACGGAUUUGCUGAGGCUUUUAACGCGAUAGGGCAAACUGAAUUCUACUACUCCGAGCUCCCAAAAAGCAUGUCCAGCAUUGCCUCGUCUCUGUUCGGGCUGGGGAUGGCGGUGGCAAACCUGUUGGCGAGUGUGAUUCUGAGCACGGUGGAUCGUUCCACGGGAGGAGGAGAAGGGAAAGAGAGCUGGGUUUCGAGCAACAUAAACAAGGGUCACUAUGAGUAUUACUACUGGCUUCUGGCUAUCUUAACGACGAUUAAUCUGCUCUAUUUUUUUGCUUGUAGUUGGCUUUAUGGACCUUGUGUUCAAAACUUCAGUAGCAAUGAAAAGAUUGAGGGUGAUAAUAAUGCACCCAAGGAAAGGCUUUCAGGACCAGGAACACCAUUGAGAGUAAUGGGCUAGUGUAGUAGAUAUAGUUGUAUUAUAAGGAUAUAUAUAAUGUGAUUUUGAUUAUUAAAUUUUACUGUUAUUUGCAAGUGUUGUUGGUUGUCCAA
This is a messenger RNA of Ipomoea triloba (trilobed morning glory), 2175 nucleotides long. Its product is annotated as protein NRT1/ PTR FAMILY 1.2. Gene Ontology annotation, molecular function: transmembrane transporter activity. Bases 257 to 2083 code for a protein of 608 amino acids. Gene Ontology annotation, biological process: oligopeptide transport; transmembrane transport. Gene Ontology annotation, cellular component: plasma membrane. Lineage: Eukaryota; Viridiplantae; Streptophyta; Magnoliopsida; Solanales; Convolvulaceae. The transcript is spliced from 4 exons. The record is from RefSeq and is a predicted model, not a curated record.